Astyanax mexicanus (Mexican tetra) is the source of this 8964-nucleotide messenger RNA. RefSeq names its product phosphodiesterase 3A, cGMP-inhibited (gene pde3a). The record is from RefSeq and is a predicted model, not a curated record. Bases 1381 to 4866 code for a protein of 1161 amino acids. The transcript has 16 exons. Gene Ontology annotation, cellular component: cytosol. Gene Ontology annotation, biological process: positive regulation of oocyte development; oocyte maturation. Gene Ontology annotation, molecular function: 3',5'-cyclic-AMP phosphodiesterase activity. Lineage: Eukaryota; Metazoa; Chordata; Actinopteri; Characiformes; Acestrorhamphidae.
UUCGUUUCGCAAUACCUGGACAGUCUUUCAGCAAUUGAGCAACGUCUGCGUUCAGAUUUAAUAUAUUUCUACGAAAGCUUGUGGACAGAGACAACAUACAAGCUCUCACAGCUGGAAGUUGGGUUUUAUGGUAUGGAGGUUACUGCGCCCCGGUGUAGUAAUCAGGCUGUGCUCAGUUAUUGAGCAAAAGCGUGGCUCAGUAUCUCUCAGAGACAAAGACAGAUUCCAUGCUUCAGCGGAAUCGAUGAGGCUGUUCCGGUCUGUUUAAGCGGCGGGUCUAGUGUGUGUUCUGUGUUCGACUGGCCGCGGGAUGUAAAGGAGCAGCUCUGUGGCGUGUGCUGUUAUGGACUGCCUCGACAGAAACGGGACGCUGGCCAGUUUCCUACGGAGCGAGCGGCACGGCGGAGCGCUGAGAGGAGCGAGUACGGACCGCGGCCGAGGCUGAUGGCCGUGUCUGCGGGAGCGGGGGUUGAUAGAUUGAGGCUCUGAAGCUCGGCUGAGGGAAGAAAAGGCGGACGCUGUGCGGAGCGGAGAGAGGCUGGCGCGCGGGGCUGCUGCAGAGAGGGCGGAGGAACAGAGGGAAGACAUUCAGUCGCUGAUGUGGAGAAAAGCAAUGGCCUCCGUGCGCGAGACGGCAGUAGCUUUUCUUCCCUCUGCUUCGCUGCUGGACGAGCACGAUCACUGUUGUUGUUGUUAGGCUGGCUUGUUAUGGCGCGCAAGGGGACUGGUGAGGACUGAGGUUGGUGCGUUAAAAGCGAGAAAUCCUGGCCGUGUGCAUGGCAUGUGUGUAUCCCACAACGACCCCCCUUCCAACGAACAAACAGACACGCGCGCGCACGCGCGCACACACACUCGCACACAAGCGCGCGCACAGCACAAUUCAUUUUUUAGCACAUGAACUUUUUUUGUAUUUUUGUUUACGAAGGCAUAAAUAUGUAUGUUUAGUGCGAAAAAGAUUUGAAAGCGAUUCGAUUUGCACCGAAUAUUCGGCAUCCGAAAAAAGCACUGCCGAUGUUCGGGCGAAUAAGUGAACAGACAACAUAAUUUACACCGAGCAAUGUUUUUUUUAUAACUAGCUGGUAUUCAAAAAAAUAUUUAAAGUACAAUGUAAAUGUAACUAUUUUUAAAUUGUAGUUUUGUAACAGUAACUUUGUAAAAAGUCGGCCUUUUGCCAAAUGUUUUAUUUUGUUCGGUUUCGACCAAAAAAUUAAAUGUCGGUGCAUCUGCAGCAGCAAAACACCGCCAUCCCGCCAAUUCCACCGAUCCCCCGCGUCCUAAAGCACUCCCGCGCAGCUUACGCCAUGAAACUCCUCCGGCCGCAGCGCCUGCAGGCGUAGAGCGGACUCGGCGCGCUCGGCGUUCUCCACUUGGCGCUGACCGAUGGCUGCGGCGGCGGACUGUGACAGCGGAAGAGGAGCAGCAGCAGCAUCAGCAGAGCACAGGAGCCCGCGGGCCAGCGAGCGCAACGGCUACGUGAGCACGUGCGUCACCCCUCUGGAACAGGACUGCUGCUGUGAGUGCGCGCAGGGGUGCGGCGGACUCGCAUCUGCGGCGUGCGUCGCCUUCGUCUCCGUUCUCCUCGCUCUGCUGCUGCAGCUGGUGGACUGGGAUGCGGAGCGUGGCGGGACGAGUGGCGGCGGCGGCGGAUGCAGCUCGCGGACAGCCUCUCUUUGUGCUCCUCAGCUGGUAGACGGCGGCGCCCUGUGCCACCUGAUCUCGCCCGCCUUCACACUCUUAUGUGCCUUCUUCUGGCUCGGCCUGUACCUGAUCCGCGGCGGCGCGCUCGCCGGCAGCGUCGUGCUCCUGCUCGCCUCGUGUCACGUGGGCGAGGCGGCGGCGCAGUGGCUCGUGCGCGGCGCGGACGAGCAGCUGCUAUCUUUCACGGCUAGCGCGGCGGUGCUCGCGUGCCUGGCCGGCGGGGCACUCAUGGUGGUUAGACUGGGCCAGGGUGUCUCCGUCAUCGUCUUCGUCAGCGUCGUGCGCGCCCUCGCGCUCAUCUCUCUGCAGAAAGUGCGCGCGGGUUGGAGACCGUACGUGGCCUACCUACUGGGGGUCCUUGGAAUCCUGCUGGCACGCUAUGCUGAUCGGCUGCUGCCGAGUCCGGGCCAGCAGCAGCAGCAGCGCGAGGGCUGUGCCUUCGUGACAGGCGCGCGAGGAGACAUUCCCGUCUUUAAAAGGCGCAGGAGGUCCAGCUCCGUUGUAUCUUCGGAAAUGGCACACCACGCGCUGUCCAGCAGCAAGUCGCACAGGAGGACAUCGCUGCCAUGCAUCCAGAGGGAACAGAUGAUCCCGCCACACGAAUGGGACCACAAGAGGAGUGCCCGUGGAUCACAGUCCUCAGGAACAAAUGUGAUGGUGGACAUUGCAGUGAUGGGUGAAGCCCAUGGGCUGAUCUCAGACUUGCUGGCUGACCCUUCACUGCCCCCAAACACCUGCAGCUCACUACGGGCUGUCAGUAACCUGCUCAGUACCCAACUCACCUUCCAGCCCCUCCACCACCGGCCACGCCUCUGCCCCCUGCUGGCCUUCAGCGAUGGACACACCUGUUCAGACUCUGAAGAAGCUCCUGAGAGGAGUGAGAGGCUAGCCAUCCCUAAGCGCUUACGGCGGAGUUUACCUCCUGGGCUUCUCCGACGCAUCUCCUCUUCAUGGACAACCACCACCUCUGCCACGGGGCUCCCCACCAUUGAGCCUGGCCCUGUAAGGCGAGACCACAGUGUGAGCACCAAACCCAUUCAUGACAGUCCCUCCAACAGGUCCAUGUCUGCCACCUUUGUCACCUCUGCCCCUAACUACCUCCACAGCAAAAGCAGGAGAGCAGGCUACCCUCCAUUUAACAUCUCGCCCAUGGUCUCCCCAUGUCAAUCACCUCCAGUCCAGGGAACCCCCGUCAACAGCCCCACCACCAAAGUCCCCACAGUGGACCUGCCUGACCCUGGGGCAAUGCAAAGCAACUGCCCCUCAUCAGUAACCCUUCACAAAGCCUUAACCCACAGUCAAAGCGCCCCAUCAUCCAGCACCACAAACUGGGUACCUCCACCACUCUGUAGCAGCUGUGGAAGGCCAUAUAGUAAACUGUGGCAUGGGGAGGGCUCCACAGACAAAGAUGAUCUAGCAGUGGCAUCUUCUGACUAUGACAGCACCUAUGAGACCAAUCACAGUGACAGCAGCGAUUUUGCACAGAAUGAAGAUGGAGAGGCCCAAAGAAAGCUCUGUUACACACAAGAAACAUGCGGGACAUUCCAAACAGAGGCUCUAGUCCUACGCCCCUUAAUACCAACAGAGGACAAGCCUAUUCUAGCCCCAGCACCACUGCUAAUGGAGGGCCUGGAGUUUUUCAUGAAUCAGAUAAACAAUUGGAACUUUCCUAUUUUUAACCUUGUAGAGAAAACACAUGGCAAGUGUGGCCGCAUCUUAAGCCAGGUGUCUUACAGACUGUUUGAAGACACUGGCCUUUUUGAAACCUUCAAGAUCCCACUGAAGGAGUUUAUGAAUUACUUCCAUGCCUUGGAGAAUGGUUACAGGGACAUCCCAUAUCAUAACCGGAUCCAUGCAACAGACGUCCUUCACGCUGUCUGGUAUUUAUCCACUCAGCCUGUGCCUGGCUUGCCUACAUUGGCCCACAGUUCUGCAUUAGUCAGUGAGUCAGACUCUGUCAGUGGGCUUGCUCAUGGUCACAUGGGUUAUGUGUUCUCGAAGACCUACCCAACAUUGGAAGAUGGCUAUGGCUGUCUUUCAGGGCUCAUUCCUGCCCUUGAGCUGAUGGCCCUGUAUGUGGCAGCAGCCAUGCAUGAUUAUGACCAUCCUGGCAGAACCAACGCCUUUUUGGUGGCCACCAGUGCUCCACAGGCGGUGCUGUACAAUGACCGUUCAGUUCUGGAGAAUCACCACGCUGCCUCUGCCUGGAACCUCUUCAUGUCUCGGCCUGAAUACAACUUCCUGGCCAAUCUGGACCAUGUGGAAUUCAAGCGCUUCCGCUUUUUGGUGAUUGAGGCCAUCCUAGCCACAGACCUGAAGAAGCACUUUGACUUUUUAGCUGAGUUCAACGCUAAGGUGGGCCAUGAGGGAUGCUCAAGUAUUGACUGGACCAAUGAGAAUGACCGGCUCCUGGUGUGCCAAAUGUGUAUCAAGCUGGCCGACAUUAAUGGGCCUCUGAAACACAAAGAUCUUCAUCUACAGUGGACAGAAGGCAUUGUUAAUGAGUUCUAUGAGCAGGGCGAUGAGGAGGCCAGUCUGGGAUUACCCAUCAGCCCCUUCAUGGACCGCUCAGCACCACAACUAGCCAAGUUGCAGGAGUCCUUCAUCACACACAUUGUUGGACCACUCUGCAGUUCCUAUGACACAGCAGCCCUAAUGCCGGGUCGGUGGGUGGAGCCUUUACCAGACGAGGUUGAAGAAACAGUAACUGGUGUGGAGGAAACUGAUGAAGAAGACGAGGAAACCGAGGAAGAUGCCUCUACUAGUUCAGAGCAGUCUCAGAAACUGAUGCCCAAAAGGCGGCGAAAGGUCUUCUGUCAGAUCACGCAGCACCUUUUGGAGAACCACGAAAUGUGGAAGAAGGUCAUUGCUGAAGAGGCCCAAAGUCAAACAGAAGAGGAGUCCUCAUGCCUCAUUAAUGCCUCUGAGCCAAUCCUAGCCAUUUGUGAAGAGGAGGAGGAAGCAGGAAGCAGGGAUGCUGCAGUAGAGGACCAGGAUGAAGAAACAGAAGAAGAGGAAAUAGGGCCAAUAGAAGCCCCAGCAACAGAAGAACACUCUGACGAGAGUGAGGAGACACUGGUCCAAAAUAAUCAGGAGACUGUAAAUCAAGACACAGAAUCUGUAGAAAAAGCAAGAGAGGCAAUGCAGGAAUGGGACACUCCGGAGUGAACGAGAGACUUGCAGUCUGCUUGAGUUUAAGAGCAUUGUCUGAAUGAUUUUAUUUCCAAACAAGACUCCUAAUAAAUGGUUGCCAGCACAUCACUUAGACACAACACUGUAGAUGCUUUAGGGGAACAUGUGCCUAAAAGGAAACAGGGUGGGAGGGAUCUGAGUGUCCUGGGAUGGGGUUUAGUUCACCAGGUCCAAAACAGUUGCUACUAAGGGUCAGGACUUAGAGUAGCAUGAAGCUUAAAUCUUUUUUUUUUUACAUAUUACCUUGAGUGGAUUUUUUCGGUGGUGCCCACACUGCAACUUAGUGCUGAAGUGCCACUUAACGUCCAUGACAGGGGUCUCAGUGACCUGCACUUUAGCCAAGCAUUUUCUGAGUGUUCUGGUGCCAAUUAGAGGAAACCUGACAGUAGGACAUCCACAUUUUCUUUUUGUUGCCAUUUGUUUUUUUUGUGGAGGUAGGUAGCAUGUCCCAGCAAGUUUGCCAGCAGAAGUGCCACAAUAGUGAAUGUUCCAAGAUGGUGUUGUUGCUGCUUUUUCCACAGCUUUAUUCUGAAUUAGUGGUUGGCACUUUUUUUUGAUUGCAUUUUCCUAGUUUUUGACCUGAUUCCUGUUCCUCAGGAGACAAUGUCAUUGUAAAUAUUGUGUAACCUUUUGCUGGUCGGUUAUUUUCAGUUCUGCCUGUGCGCACUGGGGAAGGAAGGGAAUACCUUGUUGUAUAUGGUAAACUGUUUUCUUUGAAGACCUCACUAUUUUCUACAGGGAUAAUUAUUUUGCAAGAUACUUUAAUACAUACAUUUGUGUUCACAGGAGCUUAACACUAAUGGUUCUACUUCCCAGCUUCAAGUAUAUGACUUAGGGGUUUUUGUAUGAUUCUUUAAUGAUGGAUGCAAUGUAACUGUUUUAAGUGCUCAUUCAAGGACAAGCUAAUGUCUGAACCUAUCCUUCUCCGUUUGAUGGGAUAGUCAUACUUGCAACAUCUUCUCUCUUGUUGGACUAGCACUAUUCUAACUGUAGAAUCUUAGUCAAUGCAUUGGUGCUUCUAAUAAUGCUUUGGCUCAUCUUCAUAUACUUGCACCAGAACAGUAUAGGGGUUACCAUCUUCAGGUCGAAUUGUGAGUUGAAUAGAGAAACCAAACAAGGAAGGCCACUCAUACUGCAGCAGUGAAAAUAGCAGCCAUGUCCUAGGGGCAGUGUAGUCAUGCACACAUGUGAGCAGCUGAGAGAUUCCUAUCCCAGCAACCCAAGGGAGCCACACACGCGCACACACACACACAAGACAUGAGCUGUGCUCUGUGCAUCACGAAGAGAGACAGCAAUGUUACGUGCGCGACCCAUGCUGUCUUUGAUGUGUGGAGAGAGGCGGUAGUAUUGGAAGAGGUAAAGGGUUGAAGCCUUCUGCAGGCCUUAUCAGCCUGUGCCCAGUACUGCUGCACCAUAGCCUUGAAGAAGAGCCAAUUAAAACGUGGGAUUGGAAGGUGGGGAUUGGGUGUUAGUCAUACAUGUCAGUUUAGUACAACAUUCGCUCUCCUUUUGAAAUCUCUACUUCAUUUGCAGCGCAAUGCAGGCCUCAGUAUCAGUGGCCAGCACAGCAGAAUCCAAAAGAAUCCAAUGAAUUAUUCAAGCAAUACUGACACAUUCUGUAGGCAGAUGGUGUUUUUUGAAUAACGCCAUCAUAUUGUGAAGUAGGGCACAAUUCACAUUUUUUUGUAUUUUAUUUUCUCACACAAUGUGGUUGUGCAUGCCAAAUAUGACUUCAAAAUGUUUCUUUCACGUUGUCCAAAGCAUGCACCGGUGUAAUUGUCUAAAUGUGGACUACACUGUCGGGGCUUUUUUUUUAAUGAGUCAUAUUUUAUUUCUCCAGUUUUUGGAGACAAAAGGGAAAUAAUGUUGGGAAAGUUGAUUAUGUCAAUUUAGGUCCAUAAUGGCCUAUUAAACAAUGGUGGUUCAAAGUAUUAUUACAGUACUGUGCAAAAGCCUUAUGCAGCCAAGAAAGUAGUUUAAAACGUAGUACAAAUAAGUCUCAGUAGUAUAUAAACUUUUGCUAGUAAACAUUAGAAUAAAUUCAAGUAAACUCAAACACAGUAAAUGUUAAUGUUCUCUAAAUGUCUUGUUUUCACUUUUUUUGAAGUUAUUAUGUGUUUAAAAUAAUAUCACUUAGAAGAACGAUGGUUUGGUUGUUGACUUUUCUAUGCACUUCAGCCCCUGUAUGUAAUUGUUUGUUUGUUCUGAUUCAUGGUAAUGAAGGAAUAUUAGAUAAUCUGUGUAUUGAAGGUAACUUUAAAUGCUGGGCUUCCUUGAGAGACACACAUAAAUACACCCUUUAGUUUUUUUUUUUUUGCUAAGGUAUCACUUUCUCAACUGCCUACGACUUUUGCACUGUACUUUGCAUGUGUAUAUGUAUGUUUAAACAUUUUAAAAUGGUAAGGAAUCACAUUUUUGUAGGUGUAGUGAGAGAAUAGAUUCGAAAGCUGUGUUCCAACCUGUAUGAACAAUUAUUUCACUCACUGUGCCAUCCAUGAGUAAUCUCUUAUAAUCAAACUAUUUUUACCCCAGUAGUUAAGCAAUAUUUUCGCUUUACAUUCUAUUGAUGUAUAGUUUCUUAAUCCUUUAAACUAGCUUUGAGAAUGGAGCUUGCAUAUUGUGCAGAUAUCUGAAUCUGUGUUCAGUAUAGUCAGUGCCUGAUAUACUCGUUUUAGUCUUUAUCUUGGCAGAAAUUGUUUUUGGACCCACUCAGUAAAAGAUCUCAUUCCAAAUAGUAGCGACUUCCUGUUGGAAUCACUACUAAUUUUAAUUGCCUCAGGGUAAUUUUUAAUGGAAGCGUUUACACUUUGUCCUUCUUCUUUAAGAUCUGACCCUUACAAAUCAUUUAAAUUCACAUAUUACUCUAGACUAACAGUUACAAUUUAUAUUUAAUCUAACAUUUAUAUUACAACACCCAAAGAAACUCGACAAAACUGGAGAAUUAGACAUGUACUGUGUUUAGUAGGUUCUUUAAAAAAAUCAUAUUUUAAUUUAUAGUGUCCUCAUGUGAUUAGAUUGAUUAGAUAAUAGAUUAUGAAGGUAUUCAGUACCAUUUUGUUGACAUCACAGCUUUGUUUUACUGUCCUCCACUGUGCCUCUUAAUAACGGCCCUUCUCCCACUGCUUGGCCUUCAGUUCAGUCAGAACAUUCAGACUUCUCCUGUGUGUUUUUUUUUUAUGUACGUCAUACAACAAUCAUUUGAUAGCACAUUUCCUUCUUUUUUGAUGUGUUUUGCUUGCUUUUAUCAUUCUGCUGAUAUGUGUAUAUGUGUAAAUGUUUUGUGAGCCUCCAAGCCCUAAUGUAUUUUUGAAAGUAUCUCCAUUAUAUAUUCUAGACAUGUGCAAUGGCUUGCCCUCUGAGGCACCAGAGUAAAUCAACCAAAUGCACCAGAUUCAUCCAUCAGUCCUUUCUGCAUUCUAAUCACAACAGUCUGUUGGAGGAAGAUUACACUUAUAACUUAAAACCUAGUUCUUCCUUCACUGUCUUUAUUAUGUGCAUUUAGUUUGUAUUCCUGUUCUAAGCUGGUUUGGCCUAUGUCAUCCUUUUCUAUUGUUUGAUCUAAACUAUAUGCAUCUACUAACUGUAGUCGCUGGGCACUCUUUUCUUUCACCAAAAGUAACAAACAAGCUUUACACCUCUCUCAAAAUGAGAAAUGAGACUUGUAAUAUUUUAUAUGUAGUGGGCACCUCACUGACUAUUUUUUUUUCUCACUAGUAUGUUGCACUUAAUACAUGUAGCAAUACCUGUAGAAAGGGGAGAUGUGUAAUUCACCAGUAUUCAUUAAGUGAAAUACUCAUUUUUUUGCUGGUUAUGGUUCCAUUUUUUACAAACAAUAUGCUGUACAGGUAUAAAGUGAGGAGGCCGAAAAGUAAAAUGACAAAUGUCUUUUGGAUAAACAUUAUUUAUUUUUACUGUUUUGUAAUUUAGACACUAUACUGUAGCUCCUCUAUGGCCAGAAAUGCUGGAAGUGCCUCUCGGUAUAAUGUAUUAUACAGUAAAUAUAUAUUAUUAGAACUUGUCACAAGCUGAAAAUUGUGGAUGUUGUAAUGUGAAUACAGUUUAAUAUGUGUUAAA